Molecule: messenger RNA, 1029 nt
Organism: Orbilia oligospora ATCC 24927
Lineage: Eukaryota; Fungi; Ascomycota; Orbiliomycetes; Orbiliales; Orbiliaceae
Exons: 3
Coding region: 1-1029 (342 amino acids)
Molecular function (GO): protein binding
Source: RefSeq, a predicted model, not a curated record
AUGGUUCGGGGAUACACACGUUGCUCUCGCUUCUGCAAGUUCUGUAAGCAGGACUGUAGAUGCUCAGCUUGUGAUAGAUGCCAUACCUGCAGACUUCGUAGCUUUGAGGCCUCGGGCGAGAAUCUUCGGGAUCGGAGUUCGAAGGAAAAGUCGUCUGACUGCAAGACCUACCAGCACGACUGCCUCGAUGAUGCACCUAAAAUGGAUAAAACGAUCCCUGAAGAGGGGAAGAGCUGUUGGGACUCGUUUGUGAGGCUCAGAGGAACUUCACCUGGCAAUCAAGUCAACUUUGAAAAAUUUUCCCAGUCAGGCAUCGUGACCAUCCAUCUCACCAAGGAGAACAUCAAAUACAACAUCCACGAAAGUCUCCUUUUGGCGGAAAGCCUUUAUUUCCAAAGGAUGCUAGAGAUUAAAAUGCUCGAAUCACAAACACGAGAAGUCUCCCUAGGCCUUGAGGUCGAUACGAAAAUAGCCUUUGACCGGUUUAUACAGUGGUGCUACUUCGGAUACUACAUCUAUGACAACGAUAAGAACCUGCCGCUAUUAUCGAUUGACGCCGCUGUCUAUGUCUUCGCAUCGAGAGUUAUGUGCGACGACCUCCAGGAUUUCGCAGUCAAACAAGCGAAAGCACUGUGUAAUUCUAAAGACAAAUCUACAAUUCAGGCCAACCUAUCGAUCUUACCCGAAACUAUAGAAUUUGUCUACGAGAAUACAUACAGUGCAGACACCGAAGAAGGGGUUUUAAUGCAAAGCGUACUAGAAGAGCUAGACCUGCAGAUGGAUUUUGUUAUAGUCUCUCAUGAUGAGCCUCAAACGAUUGGAGCAGUCGGAAGUCGGGUUCCACAGGAUAACUUCCGCAAGCUUCUAGCUUUUGUUUCAGCACGACAUCUUGACCAACUGCGAAAGGAACCGUCUUUUAUGACAGUUCAUCGCUCAUUGUCAGAUUUUGCUGCGGAUGUUUUGUUCUUUGUCCAGCAGAGCUCCGAUGAGCACGAGCCUGUCAAGCACGCUCCCUGUAUACUAUCCUGA